Molecule: messenger RNA, 1759 nt
Organism: Lates calcarifer (barramundi perch)
Lineage: Eukaryota; Metazoa; Chordata; Actinopteri; Centropomidae
Product: homeobox protein Mohawk-like
Exons: 6
Coding region: 191-1447 (418 amino acids)
Biological process (GO): muscle organ development; cell development; regulation of transcription by RNA polymerase II
Cellular component (GO): nucleus
Molecular function (GO): DNA-binding transcription factor activity, RNA polymerase II-specific; RNA polymerase II cis-regulatory region sequence-specific DNA binding
Source: RefSeq, a predicted model, not a curated record
CAGACAACAUCCUUUGACUUUUCAAACAUUAUUCUCUCAUAAGAGUCUGUCAUCAUCGCUCCUCUCAGUCACAGCUUCCGUGGACACAGAGAGAAGAGCAAAGGACACCUUUUAACCUUUUUGAAUUACUUUUCCGUCGUGUAUCUAGGAUGGGAACCUACUGCUUCUAUUUACAUCUGGAAGUCUACUGAUGCACCUGUUGAUCGAGGAAAACUCUGCGUUUGUAAGAAUGAACAAAGUUGCUGUGAUGAAGUCUGAUAAUCUGCUUCGUUUGGAGGACAACAGAAGAGCAGAGGAGAGGAGCAGGUUGAACUGUGCAGACUUACCUCAGACCAGUUUAACAGACGGACAGAACACAGACCUGCUGCAAUGCCAGGACUCCACUGACAACAGCUCUACUAACAAGUACAGAAGAUAUGGGUCUCGUCUGGGUGGGGUCAAAGUUCGCCACAAGAGACAGGUGCUGCAGGACAUGGCUCGACCCCUCAAACAUUGGCUGUACAAACACCGAGACAACCCUUACCCCACCAAGACUGAGAAGGUCCUGCUGGCUCUGGGCUCACAUAUGACACUAGUACAGGUUUCCAACUGGUUUGCAAAUGCUCGGCGGAGGCUGAAAAACACAGUGAGACAGCCGGACCUGAGCUGGGCCCUGAGGAUCAAACUUUAUAAUAAAUACAUCCAGGGAAACGCUGAAAGGCUGAGCGUAUGCAGUGAUGACACUGACUCAGAUGAUGAAGAGUGUCCCUUACAAACUCCUAUCAGCCAGUCAAAUUUUGGCAGGUCAUCCUCCCACAAGAGCGUGCUCGAGAAACAGGGCAGUGUCCUCGCCAUGGCUGACUCCGCCAACAGUGACGACAGCACGUCGCCUCCAUCCAAGUACAAGAGCAGUUUACUGAAUCGGUAUCUGAACGACACCCUGCGGCACAUGAUGGCAGCGAAGGCUGAUGGCGUCACCUCAUCCCGCAAGAGGAGGAGCCACUCUGAGUCCUUCAGCUCCAACGAAUGUGAUCGAGAUGUUGUCUCUCCGGCUUCGUCCUAUGAAACAGAAACCAACUUUGUCUACCACAUGGAUACAAUGGACUAUACUUCACCUAAAUGUGACAGGGACCAGCAGCAGGACAGAGGCCAGCAGAGGCGAGAUGUCCAAGGCUGGAGGGAGAUCCAUGCUGCCGUGGCUCUGACCAACUUGGCUCAGGGGCAGAGCCACACAGGGGACCAGAGCAGUGUUAUGGUGCCAGUCGCUGCCACAGGGCAGAGCUGCACCCAUGAGCCCUUCUCUGUAAUGAGAACCACUAUCAUAGACAGGAUGUGUGUUACGGGACCCACCCCUGCUUUGAGGCAGAGCUGCACCGCAGGGCCCACCCUCACCAGCCGCAUCAUCCAGAAGUCCUCUCAUAUCUCUGAGGUCCAGACUGUCAAAGUGGCCUUGGCAAACAGUGUGUAGGCAUUAAACGUGAGUGCCUGCCUUAAGCACAUUGUUCCAUAUAGGAAUACCAGAUGCUUAAGUGCCUUGCAAUAUAUGUACAGCCUCUGUUAUUUUGUAAUAAUAAACUUUGACAUUUUCAAUCAUUUUUACAUUGUAAAAUCGAAAAAAUAACCUAACACAGUUUAAUUUUCUACUGUUUUUUCUAUGUUCCUAAUGUCCUCCUAUUGCCCUCUGUUGCAGUAAGUUAUAUUAACUUCAAUGAGACUGGAUCAUCAUCCAAUGCUGAAGUUUGACAGCAGCUAUUUGAAUAAACCCAAUGUGAAAUCUUUU